AUGGUUCCAAGUCCCCUGUUCCCUUCACCCGCCCCCACCCCAACCACCCACGGCCCCCCGUCGUCCCCCUCUUUCCCAUUUCCCUCCACAGCUGCCGUCUCUUAUGUUCCCCCAUCCUUGCCCUUUUCCCUCCCCUUCUCCUCCCCCAUCCUCCCCCAUACUCCCUCAUCCUCCCCAUCCUCUCCCAUCCUCCUCCGUCCUCCCUCGUCCCCCUCCCCAAUUCGUUAUCCCUUCCACCACUCUCCCCCCCCAAUCCCCCCCAAUCAGCGCAGAGUUUCCAGUUCUGAGGUGCCUCAAAAGAUGCAGAGUCUCCAUGCAGAGUUUCCCAGUGCGUGGCAGGCCCUUGCCUCUCUCCCGCAACCCCUCGGCCAACCAGAAUUGACCACGUGGCACCCCCUCCCCCUCGAAGAGCUAAAGGGGGGGAAGGGGGAGCAUGGGGAACAGGGGGAGCUUGGGGGGAAUGGGGCGGUGGAGCAGCAGAGAGGGGAGGAGUGGGGGGAGGUGGUGGGGGGAGGGCAGAGGGGCAGCAUGGGGCAGCAGCGGUACUGCACCUAUGUGGACGAGUUUGUGAAGGCAGGGCGAGGGGAUGAGGUGGGAAAGAAAGGUAGCAUGGGGCAGCAACGCUACUGCACCUACGUGGAUGAGUUUGUGAAGGCAGGGCGAGGGGAUGAGGUGGGUGCUGUACGGUGCUAUGGAUGGUGUUGUGCUGACCCACGUUGGGGCAGCAUGACCAAGAAGCAUCGUUCCUGCACUGCAGGCCUCUUCCCUUACGCCCAACCACUCCUGCCCCCGGCCAUUCCCCAACCGUCGUCCUCCAUUUCACCCAACCCCAUAGUCUUCCCUUCCCCCCUUUCGUCUUCCUCUCCUCACCACCCCCUUUUUUUCUCCUGCGCAGCCCACUCAACAAUCACUUUCCCCAUCCCACCCCGCUUCCCCCCUCUCUCCCCCUUUUCCCCCUCUCUCUCCCCUUUUCCUCCUCCUGCCAGCCAUCACUCGCCUCCCUGCCGCCCGCCGCCCCGAUUCUUCGAAAGCUCAUUCUCAGUGCAUGCCCGUCCAUCGAUGGGGCUGGCGUCUUUCGGCCGUGUUUCGGAGGGGAGCAGAAGUGAGCAGCAGUGUCUUGCCUGGGGAGGUGCCGCCCUCCUUCCCUACUGGUUCAGCGUGGAUGGUUCCCUUCGAGGUCAACUCCCCUGUGUGGGGCGACUGUGCCUUGCCCCCUUCUUCAAUCCACCCUCCCCCAUUCCCCCUUUCCCCAUUCCCCGCAUCCCCCCUGCAAACCACCAGGUGCCGCCCUCCUUCCCUACUGGCUCAGCCUGGAUGGUGCCCUUCGAGGUCAACGCCCCUGUACCUUUGCCCCCGUUCCCCAUCACCCCCAAUCUCCAGGUUCCUCCUUCCUUCCCCACGGGGUCAGCCUGGAUGGCGCCCUUUGAGGUCAACGCCCCUGUGUGGGGCGACUGGCUAUGCCUGCCCCCCUUCCCCAUCGCCCCAUUCCCCCCUUCCCCACUCCCCACCCUCCCCACCCGCGUACCACCAGGUGCCGCCCUCCUUCCCCACGGGCUCAGCCUGGAUGGUGCCCUUCGAGGUCAACGCCCCUGCGUGAACCUUAUUGCCCCUCUGCUGUUCCCCCCAAUCUCAUCCACUCCCCCGUUCCCCCUCAUCCUGCCCGCAUACCACCAGGUGCCGCCCUCCUUCCCUACGGGCUCAGCCUGGAUGGUGCCCUUCGAGGUCGUUUCUCUCUCAACGCCCCCAUCCCCUAACCCCCUCCUUCUCCCAGGCAACAGCAGCAGGGACGAGAGCGAACCCGUGUUUGUCUUUGCGUUCCAUUCAGCCUUCCUACGCAUCGGCCUCACCAGAAUAACCCUGCACGAGCUCGACUGUGCGUACGGGGGAGACAUCCAAGUGCCUGCAGACUUUUUCAUUGAUGUGCUGAUAGAGAUGCCGCGGCCACGUGGCGACGCGCCAUUGGCCGACGCCCACUCCGACGGCACGCCAGCUGGCACGAUGCUGACGUGGCAGCAGCUGCUGGCGGCGUACCGGGACGACUUCAUGGAAGCUUCCAGGAAGCAGCGGAUGGCCCAAGGGAGGGAAGAGACGAGGCUGGGGAGAGCAGAGGCAGAGAGGAGUGAGUGGACGGGAGGGGAAGGAGUGAAGGAAAGGGGUAGCAGCACUUUCACACUGAAUCAGCAAGUACAGGAACGUUUGAAACCGGAGAUUUCUCGAAUUUCUCUCGCAAUGGAAGCAGUAGAUGGGAGGGACAGGAGGGAUGAGGUGGGGGAUGAGAGGAGGAGUCUGGCUCGCAGUUUGGUGACAGAGGUGCAGGCACACCCUCUCCUGCGCCACACAGGACAAGCAAGCCACCCGGGCAUGCUGUCUGUGCCGCCCAUGCCGCCCGGAACGGCGUUCAUGUCGCCUGAAGUGCCGUCCUCUCAAUACGACCUCCCUCCCACUCCCACAACGCCCCACAUGCCUCCCUCCCCCCACUCACCCCUUCCCCAACUUCCAUCCCUUCCCGAAGAUUUCAGCCCAUACCAUUCCCCCUCUGCUCCUCAUUUCUCCUCCACUCCUUCUCCUGCCACAUUCCCACUCCCUGGCGGCCGGCCCUCCCUCGUGAAUCGACCGUUUGAGUCCACUCACACAACUCCUGCUGCAGAACCCCCCUCUCAGGAGCUCGACUCGCUAGCUGAUCUGCUCAUUCGCAUGUCCCUCUCCACAGGCUCACGGCACAGCAUGGGGGGUGCGGCCCUGAAGGGGGGCGAACGGCAUGGAAGGGGGCUUGGGGGUUCAAAGGCGGGGGAAAGGCAUGGCAUGGAGGGUAAGGGUGUUCAGGUGGAGGGUGUGGGCUUUGAGCAUGGGGAGGAGAGGCACAGGAGGAGGGGUGGAGCUGUGGGGGAGGGGAGCACAGGGGAUGCUGAGGGGAUAAGUGGGGAGGGGAGUGUGGGUGGCGCAGUGGGGAUGGGGGAAGAGAGGCAAAGCAUGGGAAAUGGGAGAGCCUUUGUGAGCGCCAUAGGUGGAAAGGAGAAGAGCAGGGGGGGUGGGGAUGUGAUGGGAGGGGGGGGAGAAGACAUGGGGGACGGGAAGGGCAUGGGGGGUGGGGAUGUGAGGGAAGUGAUGGAGGGGAGAGAAGCAGGAGGAGAGUGGAGAGCAGGGGCAGGUGGAGCAAAAGGGGAUCACUUGAGAGCAACCUCAGGCAAACUGGCUGCGCCUGGGAUGGGGGAACAGCAGGGGGAAGGGGAGGGGCAAAGGGCGGACGGGGAAGGGGACCUUUUUCCCCCUGCCCGCCCUUUACACUGGUCCAAAGUGACUAAUGUGAAGGGGACAGUAUGGGAGGAGAUAGAGAGAGAGGGUGCGGUUAAGAAGGAGAGAGAAGAGACAAGGGGUGAUGGGGGAAGCAAGGGGAAUAGUGUGCUUGUAUCGAAGGUGACACUACCAGAUGACAUGAGACGAGCCAUCCGGGUGCUUUUUCAGGUGAAAGCAACAAAGCCAGGGGGGAAGUCGAAGGCAGGAGGAGGGUUGCAAGGGGAAGGGGGAGGCAUGGGGGGGAGGAAAGGAUUAGGGAAGGAUGAGUUACAAGUUGUUGGUUUGGCUCGCGCUAACAAUGUCGCCAUUAUGCUGACGCAAUUCCGCAUGCCCGAGAAUCAAAUCCGGGAUUUGAUCCUGGCAGGAGAUCCCAAGCACGUGCUGCCACCUGACCGCCUGGGCCUGCUGCUUCAGGUGAUUCCAACAGAGGAGGAGGCGGCGAGGUUCAGAGCAGUCUCAGGUGCUGCUUCAGGUGCCAUGUGUGCUCCUGAGCGUUUCCUCUGGUCUAUAUCUCUGAUUCCGAGAAUGAGGAGGAAAAUCGAGGCGCUAAUGUUUGUGCGGCAUUUCCACACCAUAGUCAACGAUGCCCGGGCAGUCAUAAAAGUUUUCUGUUCUGCUGCCCGCGCGAUCCGCAGCAGCAAGGUUCUCCGGGCAGCGCUGGCAGCGGCGCUUGAAGUGGGGAACGAGCUCAACCGAGGCAGCGUGAGGGGUUCGGCCCGCGGAUUCUCUCUUGACUCCCUUGCUCGCCUGUCAGAAGUGCGAGUCACUCCUCCGUCCCACCGCACCAAGGGCCUCAACACACUGUUGACCGCCGCCCAGGUGCCUUCUGAGUCGACUCAAAAGUUAAACCCCUCCCAGAUUCUGCCUCCUCCUGGCUCUCGAUUCUCGCGCACACAGUCCUUCCCUGUCAUACGCGCCACUGCCCCCUCCUCCUCCUCUUCCACCUCCUCCUCCUCCUUGUCGUCCUCCUCCCCUUCCCCGUUUUCCUCCUCUUCCUCCUCCUCCUCUCGUCCCUCCUCCCCGUUCCCCACAUCCUCAACCCUCGCUGCCACCACACCCGCAGCCUCCCCUUUCCCUUCCCACCCAUCCCAACCGUCUCAUCCUCCUCCCCUGAUCGCCCGUGCGACAACGCUUCUCGACGUGGUUGUGAUUAUAACGAGGGGAAUGGAGAGGAGGGGAGAGGAGGAAGCAGGGGAAGUGGGGAGCAGCCUUUUGGGAAGUUCAGUCAGAAACAAGAGAGGAGAGGGGGGAGAAGGGAGGAGAGGGAAGCUGACAGUAGAUCUGGCAGCAGUAGGGGAGGCCGUUAGGAUGUCCCAGGCUGACGUGGCGGAUGCCACGUCAGCACUGGACACUGGCCUGCGAUUGGUGGAUGAGGAGGUGCGGCUUCUGCAGCAGGAGAGAGAAGCGGCAGGGCUGAAGGAGGGGGAGGGGGAGCAGGAGGAGGAGGAAGAAGAGGGGAAGGAGAGGGAGGAGGGAGAGGGGAAGGGGCACGAUAGCAAGGGUGAGGUGGAGAGGCAGUGGAAAGGGAAGGGGGCAGGGGAGGGCGGGCUGAUGACUGUGUUGGCAGAGUUCAGAUUGAAUGCAAGGAAGGAGAGGGAGGAACUGGCCACGGAUGCUGAGGAGUGCAGAUGUGGUGGAGAUGGAGGGGAAGCGGCCGUUGGGGCGUUUCAUCCAGGUCUGAGGGAGGAGAGGAGGGGGCGGAGAAAGACGGAAGUAGCCGUUCAGGCAGUUCAGCGGGUAAAGAGGGAAGCUGCGGUUUGGUCAGUGCAGUCGAAGAGGGAGGAAGAGUGGAAGAGGGAGCUGGCAGGGGAGGGAAGCGGCGUUUUGGGCAGGGAGGAGAGGACGGAGCAGGGGGUGGAGGGCAACGAUCUAUUUGGCAGGGGGGAGAGGCGAGAGCAGGGGGUGGAGGGAAGCUGUCUAUUGGGCAGGGAAGAGAGGCGUGAACUGGGGGAGGAGGGACAGGUAGGGGGGACAGGGGGAGGGACAGGGGAGGGGCGGCAUGAUCGCAAGGGUGAGGUGGAGAGGCAGCGGAAGGGGAAGGCAAUAAGGGAGGGUGGGAUGCUGGCGGUGCUGGCAGAGUUCAGAUUGAAUGCAAGAAAGGAGAGGGAGGAACUGGCCAAGGAUGCUGAAGAGUGCAGCCCGUCGCCUUCGCUCCGCCCGUCGCCUUCACUUCCCCCCCGUCGCCUUCACUUCUUCCCCGUCACCUUCCCUCCUCCCCCUCCCCCCCCUCUUCCCCCGCCUUCAUUUCCCCUUCCCGUCGCCUUCACUUCCUCCUCCCUUCGCCUUCACUUCCUCCUCCCUUUGCCUUCACUUCCUCCUCCCUUCGCCUUCACUUCCUCCUCCCUUCGCCUUCACUUCCUCCUCCCUUCGCCUUCACUUCCUCCUCCCUUUGCCUUCACUUCCUCCUUCCUUCGCCCUCACUUCCUCCUUCCUUCGCCUUCACUCCCCCCUCCCGUCGCCUUCAUUUCCCCCUCCCGUCGCCUUCAUUUCCCCAUUCACGCUCUCUUUCCCUCCCUUCCGCCCGCUGCCCCCCUUCGUCUCGUCGCCCUCCCUGCCGCUCGUCGCACUCGCUCCCGCUCGUCCCCUCGCAAUCCCCGUCUCUCUCUCCCCCCGUCGCCCUCGGUUUCCCCGUCGCCCUCCCUUCCUCUCGUCGUUGCCCUCGCCAUCCCUCCCUUCUCCCUUCCCAUCUCGCACACUUGUCACUCCCCCUUUCCAACCCACACAUACACCCUUCCCUUCUUCCCUGUUCCCCCCCAUCUCCAUCCCUGUUCCCCCCCAUCUCCAUCCCUGUUCCCCCCCAUCUCCAUCCCUGUUCCCCCCCAUCUCCAUCCCUGUUCCCCCCCAUCUCCAUCCCUGUUCCCCCCCAUCUCCAUCCCUGUUCCCCCCCAUCUCCAUCCCUGUUCCCCCCCAUCUCCAUCCCUGUUCCCCCCCAUCUCCAUCCCUGUUCCCCCCCAUCUCCAUCCCUGUUCCCCCCCAUCUCCAUCCCUGUUCCCCCCCAUCUCCAUCCCUGUUCCCCCCCAUCUCCAUCCCUGUUCCCCCCCAUCUCCAUCCCUGUUCCCCCCCAUCUCCAUCCCUAUUCCCCCCCAUCUCCAUCCCUGUUCCCCCCCAUCUCCAUCCCUGUUCCCCUUCCCUGCUCCCCCCCGUCCCCUUCCCUCCUUCUCCCCGUCCCCUUCCCUUCCUCCCCCCAUCCCCUUCCCUGCUUCCCCCCUUCCCCUUCCCUGCUUCCCCCCGUCCCCUUCCCUCCUUCCCCCCGUCCCCUUCCCUCCUUCCCCCCGUCCCCUUUCCUGCCUCCCCCCAUCCCCUUCCCUGCUUCCCCUUCAUCCCCUUCCCUGCUUCCCCCAUUCCCCUUCCCUGCUUCCCCCCGUCCCCUUCCCUCCUUCCCCCCGUCCCCCUCCCAGCAUCCCCCCAUCCCCUUCCCUAAACCCCCCCAUCCCCUUCCCUGCUUCCCCCCAUCCCCUUCCCUGCUUUCCCCCAUCCCCUUCCCUGCUUCCCCCCAUCCCCUUCCCUGCUCACCCUUGCUCCCUCUGUUUCACCCUUGCUCCCCCUGUUCACCCUUGCUCCCUCUGA
Molecule: messenger RNA, 6861 nt
Organism: Closterium sp. Naga37s-1
Lineage: Eukaryota; Viridiplantae; Streptophyta; Zygnematophyceae; Desmidiales; Closteriaceae
Source: the annotation of a GenBank genome assembly